AUGGCGCCCAAUCCGCCAGACGGCAGCGCUGCGAGAGGAGACCGCGACAACUCGUCGCUGCUGCUCCCGACCGCCUACGACGACGAUGCAUCGUCAAUCAACAGCCGAGACCAGGACACGGACAGCGAGGACGAUGCGCUGCAGCAGCGGGCGAGGAACAGCCGCGAGCUGCGGGCGCACGACCGCAUCGUGCUGAUGGAGGAGGAGGAGCUGGACCAGCUGGUGACAGACUCGCGGCGCAAGCAGGAGCUGGUGCGGCGCGGGUCUGCGCUGGCCCUGCCGCUGCCGAAUCCCUUCCGCGGCCUGGGGCGCAAGCCGAGCCUGGGCAGCAUGUCGACGGCCGGCAGCUCCAACGAGAACGUGACGGGGGCUUCCGAGAAGAGGGGGGCGUCGCGGACGAGGCGGAACACGAAGCGCGAGAGGCUGAUGGAGGAGGCGCAGCACGGCGAGGACGGCAGGCUGAUGUACGAGAUGGAGGAGGGCGGCAUGAAGGAGGGCAGCUCGACGGGCGAGAGCAGCGAGAGCGACGAGUACGACCGCCGGACGCUCAAUGCCCUUGCGCACGCAAAGAGCCAGCGCGGACGGAGCUGGCGGCGGUGGCUCUUCAUCCACUCGCUCAUCUUCAUCGGCUUCGCCAUCCUCGUGCUGGCCGCCUGGAAGCUGUCCAAGGGCCGCCGGUCGUCGAGCUCCAUCAAGGCACACCUGACGAGCAACGGCACCGCCCUCUUUGCGCCGACGACCAUCAUCAUCAGCCUCGACGGCUUCCGGGCCGAUUUCCUGCAGCGCGGACUUACCCCACGGCUGAACGCCUUUGUCAAGGAGGGCGUCUCGCCCAAGUGGAUGCACCCGUCGUUUCCCUCGGUCACCUUUCCGAACCACUACACGCUGGCUACCGGCCUGUACCCCGAAGCUCACGGCAUCGUGGGCAACACGUUUUGGGAUCCGGAGCUCCAGGCCGACUUCCACUACACGGAUCCCGCGCGGAGCCUGGACCCCAAGUGGUGGGGUGGAGAGCCGUUCUGGGUGACGGCCGAGAAACAGGGCGUGUCGAGUGCGAUUCACAUGUGGCCCGGCAGCGAAGCACAUAUUCUACACCUGGAGCCCGAAUACGUGGACAAGUUCAACGGCAAGGAGGAGCUCGACAACAAGGUCUCGAGGAUCCUGGGAUGGCUGGACCUGCCUGGCCGGGAGAGCGGGCUGGCAGCAGGGACCAAAGGCACGCGACCGCAGCUCAUUGCGGCGUACGUGCCCAACGUGGACAGCGAUGGCCACAAGUACGGGCCCAACAGCACGGAGAUACGAUCCACCAUCCAAGAGGUGGAUGCCAUGAUGGAUAAAAUUUUCAAGGGGCUCGACGCGCGGAACCUGACGCACAUUGUCAACGUGAUUGUCGUGUCGGACCACGGCAUGGCUACGACGGACACGACUCGCUUGCUGCAGCUGGAAGACCUCGUCGACACGUCCAAGAUUGAGCACAUUGACGGCUGGCCGCUAUACGGGCUCCGACCAAAGAACCCCGACGAUUUGCAGGGCAUGUACGAUGGGCUGGCGGAAAAGGCAAAGUCCAACUCCAACUUUGACGUCUACCUCCGCGACGUGAACAUGCCCGAGCGCUAUCACUUUACACAGAAUGACCGCAUCGCACCGCUGUGGAUUGUGCCCAAGACGGGCUGGGCGAUUGUCACAAAGGAUCAGCUCGAUGUUGAGGAUGCAAAGGCGAAUGGGGACGUGUAUCAUCCUCGGGGGUUGCAUGGGUAUGACCAUGAGCAUCCGCUGAUGAGGGCCAUUUUCAUCGCGAGGGGGCCUGCAUUUCCGCACCCUGCGAAUAGCCAGGUCGACGUUUUUCAAAACAUCGAGGUCUAUAAUUUGUUGUGCGACUCCCUUGGUGUGAGGCCCAAGCCCAACAACGGAACGCUGCGACUGCCGUUGAAGCCUAUCGGGACGCACGAUGGUGAUGAAGAGCCCAAAAUCCCCGAAGAUCCAGUGACGUCUUAUACCGUCAGCUCGACUUCUUCAGUGUCUGUGAAGACGCAGACCAUUCCCCGUCCGUCAGUGCCCCCUAAGCCGACUACCUCAAUCUCGACCUCGACCUCGACCUCAGCUUCUCUAUCGUCAACGUCUUCUACGUCGGCUACGUCAUCAUCACAGUCAUCUUCAUCUUUAUCAAGACCGCAUUCAAGUACAAGCACGGCAGCACCUACACCUACUCAAACACCUCAAGACGACGAAGACGGACAAGACUCUUCUGGCUCGUUGAAGGACACUGUGGCUGGCCUAUGGGAUUGGGUGUCGAAAGAGCUCGGCAAAGUCUGGCAUAAGAUUACGGAUGGUUCGGGUUGA
This is a messenger RNA of Trichoderma reesei QM6a, 2340 nucleotides long. RefSeq lists its product as uncharacterized. Gene Ontology annotation, biological process: nucleoside triphosphate metabolic process. Lineage: Eukaryota; Fungi; Ascomycota; Sordariomycetes; Hypocreales; Hypocreaceae. The transcript has 3 exons. The record is from RefSeq and is a predicted model, not a curated record. Gene Ontology annotation, molecular function: ribonucleoside triphosphate phosphatase activity; nucleoside triphosphate diphosphatase activity. Bases 1 to 2340 code for a protein of 779 amino acids.